GUAUGUGUGACUUUGUGAGUGAGUGACUUUGUGAGCGAGUGAGUGUGUGAGCGCGCGGCUCUGCUCGGCGCUGCGCCGCUCUCUCUGCCAUUGGUGAGCUGGAGGCGCGUUAUUGGCCAACACGCCCCGCUGAGGCGCGCAUAAGUGCCGAUCGCCAGCGGUGAGGCUGUGCCACGCUCUCCGCGCGCUCACGGGAGCCAAACUUCGGCGCACCGGCACGCGCGCACACUCUCACACAUACAUACUCACACAGGGGGAGAGAGAGUGUGUAAGAGAGAGAGAGAGAGAGAGAGAGAGAGCGCUGCGCUCGGAGGCGAUGGACGGCGCGCGCUUCUCCUCAGCGGGAGCGCCCGGCUCCCCUCUGCCGCCGCGCGGCCCCGCGAGCUCCAUCGCCGCCGCCGCCGUGAAGCCGCUGGCUUUCUCCAUCGAACGGAUCAUGGCGCGUAGCCCGGAGCCGCGCUCGACGCCGCUGUUCCCGACGCGCGAGUCUCCCCCCGCUCUGCGCUGCGUACUACCGCUCGUGCCGCUCGCCUACGAGGCGGCGCACGGGCUCGAGCUCGGCGGCAGCACGCUGCACGCGACUCAUUCGCAGACUUUCUCCCACCACCAGCACCAGCAGCACGUGCACGCGCACGGCGGCGGCGGUGAGCUGCUGGGCUACAAGCACGAGCACGGCCACUACAAGCUGUUCCGGCCGCGCGUACUCAGCCCGGCCACGGCGCACGCCCUGCACGGCGCUGCGCGCUACGUGAGCUGUGCGGCGGAGAGCGCGUGCGCGCCCGCGGCGGCGGCGGCGGCUGCGGGGCUGCUCGGGCUGCACCCCGUGGCCUCGUACUUCCUGAACGGGCCGCUGCAGAAGGCCGCGUGGGCGGAGAAGGCGCGCGCGGGAGCCGAGAGCGCGCACAUCCUCACAGAGAAGCUCCUGAAGAACUCGGCCAAGAUCAGCGGCGCCGCGCCGCACAGCAAGCCCAAAGUGUUCACCUGCGAAGUGUGCGGCAAGGUGUUUAACGCGCACUAUAACCUGACCCGCCACAUGCCAGUUCACACCGGAGCCAGACCCUUCGUGUGUAAAGUGUGCGGUAAAGGAUUCCGGCAGGCGAGCACACUGUGUCGACAUAAAAUCAUACACACUCAGGAAAAGCCUCACAAAUGCACUCAGUGUGGGAAAGCGUUCAACCGGAGCUCCACUCUCAACACACACGCGCGCAUACACGCUGGGUACAAGCCGUUCGUGUGUGAAUUCUGCGGGAAAGGCUUUCACCAAAAAGGAAACUACAAAAACCACAAACUAACCCACAGCGGAGAGAAGCAGUUUAAGUGCAAUAUCUGCAACAAGGCCUUCCACCAGGUGUACAACCUCACCUUCCACAUGCACACUCACAACGACAAGAAGCCCUUCACCUGCCCCACCUGCGGCAAGGGCUUCUGCAGAAACUUUGACCUUAAGAAACACAUCCGGAAACUGCACGACGUUUCUCCAGGACCCCCCUCACCGCCCACCCCCAUUACCCACCAGCAGUGAGCCUCAGCUCGGCCCUCGCGCCCGCGGAACGAACCCCCCUCCAUACUCUUAUAAGUAAAGGUGCCACAAACAAGGGUUCUAUCGAGCGACGCCGCAGAAGAACCCCGUUCCGCUUCCUAGAGAACAUUUCAAUGGAUGGCUCUUUAAAACGCGCUGUAAAUGAGACGCCAGUGUGAAGAACCAUUUUAACGUUUAAAGAAGCUCCACGCAACGGUUCUGUGCCAAUUAAAGGCUUUUCCGAGAACCGUGUCCGUCCAAGCCAAGAACCACCUUUAUUUUUAAGAAUGUGCUUCAUCAUCAUCGUCAUCUUCCUCAGCAUCUUCAUCAUUCAGCAUGCAGGACUGAUUUGCCGCCUCCAGACAUCGAACAAACACGGCCUUUUCUCUUUUUUUUUCUUUUCGUUUUUUUGAGACUCGUUUGUGAAAAUGAGCUUUUCACUCUCAGGGUAAUCGCUGUCACUGUCUCUGUUGUACAAUAGGCUUUUUUAUUUAUUUGAAAAUGCAAUGUUGUGGUUAACUAGAAGAGGGUGCGGUCAGUUGCGCGGAUCAAGAGCCGCGAUGUACAUUUCUGCAUUUUGUAUAAAGUGUCUGUUAUUUAUAGUCCGUCUUUCUUCAUCGCUCAUGCUGUUUUCAGGUUUGGUUGUUUGUUUUUUUCCGUUGUUAAGUCAGCGCGAAUUAUGCAAGGGAUUGUUUGUAAAUAAUUACAACUGACAUCAGAUUUCUCAUUAAAUCGAUAGAUUAUAAAUCAUUAUAACGAGGGGAAAGAAAAUAAAAAGCAUAUGUUUUAUGUCAUAGCGUUUCCAGCUAUGUGUGUUUGAAGCGUGUAAUCUGCCUUUCGUGUUGCUGUCUGACGGCGUUUCGGACCCAGUAAUGGAGGAGUAAUGGGACUCGUGCCUAAUGAGAAAAUGAACCAUAAUUAGG
This is a messenger RNA of Pygocentrus nattereri (red-bellied piranha), 2442 nucleotides long. It is a transcript of the gene fezf1, whose product is annotated as FEZ family zinc finger 1. The record is from RefSeq and is a predicted model, not a curated record. The transcript is spliced from 4 exons. Bases 317 to 1522 code for a protein of 401 amino acids. NCBI's taxonomy places the organism in Eukaryota, Metazoa, Chordata, Actinopteri, Characiformes, Serrasalmidae. Gene Ontology annotation, biological process: regulation of transcription by RNA polymerase II. Gene Ontology annotation, cellular component: nucleus. Gene Ontology annotation, molecular function: DNA-binding transcription factor activity, RNA polymerase II-specific; RNA polymerase II cis-regulatory region sequence-specific DNA binding.